AUGGAUAGUUCAGAAAAAAAAUUUCUUCUUUUAAAAAAAAGAUUAGAUGCACUUCAUUAUUGUUAACCUUUUAAUUUAGAAAGUUCAUCUUUAGUAGAACGUUUAUUAAAUGAUUUAAUUAAAACAACUGAAGGUUUCCAGAAUUUAAAAAAUAUGAAUUCCGAAAUCCAAAAAUAAGUUUUAUAAGCGGAACAAACAUUAGAACCUUUAAAAAGAGAAAAUGCAAGAAUAACAAAAGAAAAUAACUAAUUACACUUUUAAAUUCUUUAAAUAAAAGAAGAUUAAGAAAUGUCGAAUAAUAAAUUUAAAAUAUAACAUUCAUAAUAUGAUGAAGAUAAAAAAGAUUUGAAAUUUGCUUUAGAAUAAAAAGAAAUUCGUUUAAAAAAAAUAGAAGAAGAAGUAACUAAAUAAAAUAAAUAAAUAUAACAAUUAUUAUAUAUAUAAAUAUAUAUUUAAAUAUAUUAAAAUAUAUUUAAAUAUAUUUAAAUAUAUUUAAAUAUAUAUCUAUAUUUUUAUCUAUAUAUAUAUAUAUAUAUAAUAAUAAUUUUUUAAUAAGAAUACUUAAGAGAAAUAAAAUCAUUAGAAGAAAAUAAAAUUCUUUUAAACGAGAAAAUAAAACAUAUGGAAAAAUAAAUAUAAAAUAGAGAUUCCGAAAUUCUUCGUUUAUAAUCUAAAAUAGACUUCGGUAAUUAAAAUAUAGAAAAAAUUAAUAAUGAUUACUAAUUAAAUAAUUAAUACGAAAAAAAUGAAAGAUUAAACCACUAAAUAGAUUUUUUAACAAAAGAAAACUACAAAUUAGAAACUGAUCUUUCCAAUUUGAAGUCCGAUAUGUAAAGAACUUAAUUAUAUAAAGAAGAAAGUCAAAAAUAAUAAGAAAAAAUACAAAAACUAACUGAUUAAUUGCAAAAAGCAGCCUAAAUAAUUCAAUAAAAUGAACAAAAAAUAACAAAUUUGAAAUAAAAAUAGGAAGAAAACGCAAUUUUAUCAUUUUAAAAUACAAACUAAAAUUCUCCUUCUAAAAAUGGCCAAAAUAUACUUAUUUUAGAUUCUAAAAUUUAAUAAUUAUAAUAAGAAAAUUAAUAAUUAAUAUAAGAUUUAUAGAAACAAAAUUAAUUAAUAUCUGCGUACUAAAGUGAUAAAAAAGCUUUCUCAUAAGCUUUAGAAUAACAAAAAGUUGAAAAAGAUCAGUUAUUAACCAAAAUGGAAUAAACUGAAAACUUAAUAAAGCAAAAAGAACACCAAAUAUAAGAAAAAAGCUACGAAAAUCAGCAAAAUAUAUACAAAAUAUAAUCCCUAUAACGCGAAAUAGACUUAAAUAAUUAAAAUUAUGAUCGUUUAAUAACUUCUAAUAAAAAUAUAAACGAAGAAAUGCAGAAACUACGUGAGAAAAUCGAAGAAUUAUAAGAAGAAAACUUACGAGAAAUCCAAAAAAUUUCCAUAGAAAGAAUCGAGAAAGAAAAGUAUUAAAAAUAACUAGAAUUUUCCGAAAAAGAAAUCGAGAAAAUAAAAAAAGAAAAUAAAUAAAAACAAAAUGAAGGUUUUGAAAAAAGCAUCUUAAAAGAAAAAACCGAAAAAAACAAUGAAAAUUUACUCAAAGAAAUCUCAAUUUUAAAAAAGGAAAUAUUCUCUCUAGAAACCCUACUAAGUCAAAAAAAUCAGUCUUUUCUUGACCAAGAAAAUAAACUAAACACCCAAUUUGCUACAAUUAAGCAUUUAUAAUAAUAAAUAGCUGACUUUUAAAAAGAAAUAACUUUAUAAGAGGAUAUUUUAGCUUAAAAAAGUCGUGAAAUACGCACUUUGGAGUAAUAGAAAUUAAAUUUAGAGCGCGAUAAUAUACAUUCUACACCUUUUGUAAGAAAAUACGAGGAAGCAUUAAAUAAAAUGUAAAAAAUGUAAGAAAAAAUAUAAGAUUAGGAAGAAAAAAGACUUAAAAUUUUAAAAGAAAGCGAAAUUUUGAAAGAAGAACUAGAAAUUUAAAAUGAGAAAAUUUCCCAAAAAAAUGAUGAAAUUAAUUAGUAUUUAUAAAAAAUGUAAAUAUUGGAAAAAUAGAUAAUUGAAAAAAAAAACGAAGAAGAUACUUUAUUUAACUAAAAAAAUUUAAAAAAUAUUGAAAUCGAUCAUUAAUUUUACAAAGAAACAUAAAAAAAUAAGGAAAAAGACCGCCAAAAUUUAAUCCUAAUUGAAAACCUUAACUAAGAUUUAAAAAAAGCCUAAAAUAACUCUAUUCUUGCCCAAUAGAAAAUCGAAAAUCUCACCAACUAAAAAACAGACCUUUUAGAAAGCCUUAAAAACCUUCAAAAAUAGGUCCUUACACUAGAAUCUGAAAAAAAUGAAUAAAUCAGCCAAAACAUAAUCCUAGAUUAACAAAUAUAACACGAAAAAUCCCAAAAAAGCCACCUAGAAUAAUUACUUAUCGCCGAAUCUUCCAAAAGUGGCCAUUUUGAAUAAUAAAACCUUCUCUAAUUACACCAAAUAGCUGAUUUGGAGUAAAAAAAUUCCUCCUAUAUACAAAAAAUAAGCUAAUUAUAGACACUAACAUCCGGUUUAGAGAAAUAGAAAUCUGAUUUAUUAUCUAAAAUGGAAACCUAUAACAGUAGAAACGGCUAAGAAAAUACUGACAUAUAGAAAAUCCUAAAAGAAAAGCUAGAAAAGGAUAAACUUAUUGAAAAACUUUAAGAAGAAAUCACCGAUUCUAAAAGCGCCUUAAUUGCGAUAGAUUAAGAAAGAGAUGAAAUGUAGAAUUUACUAGACGAAAAAACUCUAGAAAACGAAAAUUUUAAGGAAAAAAUGUCCUUUUUAGAGGCUGAAUUUUAAUUUUUAAAAGAACAAAAAAUACACUCAAAUUCAAAAAACGAAGAAGCCUUUUAGAGAAUUUCCAAUUACGAAAACUAAAUAAAAGACCAACAAAAAAAAAUAUAGAAUUUAUUAGAAGAAAAGGAAAACUAAAAAUUCUCCCUUUAAAAUUAAAACAAAGAAGUAUAAAAUUUAAUCAAUGAUUUAAAUUUAUUAUCACAAUAAAAUUAAAAUCUAACAUAAGAGUUAAUUAUUCUAGCGUAAGAAAAGGAAGAGCUUAAAAAUAGCCUAAAUAAUUACAUUAUUGAUGAAAAAAAAAUUAAAUAAACACUAAGAGCAAAUGAAUUGGAUAAAGGCGAUCUUUUAUAAUAGUAUAAAUAAGUAUGCUUAGAUAAUGAGAGGUAAGAAAAAGUCAAUUAAGACUUACAUUUGGAAAACUAACAUCUUUUUGCACAGAUAAAUGAAUUGGAAAAGGAAAAAGGAUAACUUUAAGCACAUUUAUAAUAUUUGGAAAAUAAAGAAAAUUAACUUUUUAACGAGUUGGGAAAUAUGGAAAGAUAAAUAACUUUUUUAAAUAAAAAACUAGAAUAAGCAGAUGAUUAUGUAAAGGCGAUUUGCUAAGAAAAAGAUAUGAUUUAAAAAUAAUAUGAAAAUAUGACAAGACUUUCAAAAGGAAUGGAAGGAACUAAAGAUGAAUAUUAAAGAGGUAUAAUGUAUUUAGAAAAUGAGAAAGUUUAACUUUAAGAAAAUAUGAAUAUUUAAAAAAGAGAAUUAGAUAUAAUAAAUUAAUAAUUAUAUUCAGAAAAAUAAAGAGUAUUUUAAUUAGAAGAAGUUCUUUUGAGAGUAAAUAUAUACAAAUUUUAAUAAAUAAUAAUAUAUAUAUAUAUAUAUAUAUAUAUAUAUAUAUAUAUAUAUUUAUUUAUAUAUUAUAUUUUAUUUAUAUAUUUUUAUUAUAUAUUUAUAAAAUAGGAAAGAUAAUUCUAGAGUAAAUAAAAUCUUGAAAAAGAACAGUUAUUAAGAUAAUUAGAGGAUUAUAGAUAAAUUUAAAUUUUGUAAGAAAAAAGUAGAAAAAUAGUUAAUUUAUUCCAAAUAUAGAUAUUAAUAAUAAUAAUAAUAGUGUUUUAUAAGAAAAAAAUAAAACAAUAAAAGAAUUAGAAAUUGAAUAAAGAAAUCUAAGAGAAGAAAACAGCAAACUUCGACUAAACAUGUAUAUAUUCGAAUAAGAAAAAAUCGAAUUAGAAAAAAAACUUAAUAAUUCAGAAAUAUACUAAAGUUCUAUCAAUAAAUAAGAUGCUCAUAUGUUUGAAGAUAGUGAUUAAUAAAUUAGUUAAGAUUGUUUAGAUAGAUUAAAUGCUUAAGGCGAUGAUAUUAAAAUAUCUCUUAAUCAAACAGGCAUUAAAACUAUUGGAAUAAAUAAAAAACUCAAUAAUCUUAAAAAAUAACACGAAUAAUAUAUUCCUUGUAAUAAUAAAAAAUGAGGCAAAAAAAUAAAUUUAUUUAUAUAUAUAUUUUUAUUUAUUUAGUUUUAUUUAUUUAUAAAAUUUUCUUCUUUUAUUUUUAAUAAAAAAAAUAAAAUAAUAAUCUUUUAUUAAUUAAAAAUAAAAAAAAUACAUAUAAAUUUAUUUUUGUAAAUUAAAUUUCUUAUAUGUUUUGGGUAUAAAAUUUUUAAAAUCAAAAUAAAAUAUAUAUAUAUAUAUAUUAAUUAUAUAAAUAAAAUUAAUUUUUUUUUAAAUACUAAAAUAUUUUAUAUAUAUAAUAAAAAAAAAAAUAACUUAUUAAAUUUUAAUUUAAAAAAUAAACAAAACAAAUAAAUAUUAUAUUUUAUAAAUAUCUAAUAUUUUUUUUUUUUUUUCUUAAUAAAUAUAAUUUUUUAAAUUUAAAUUUUAUUUAAAAUAAAUUCAAAACAAUAAUUAUGUUUCAUUUUUCAAUUAUAAACUUUUCAAAAUAAAAUUAUAUUAAAAAAAAAUACAUUUAUAAUUAUAUAUAUAUUAUUUAAUAUUAAUUUUUUUUUUUAUAAAUGUAUCCUCUUAUUAUUUGUUAUUUUUAUUUAUUUUUUUCUUAAUUUUAUAUAAAAAUGAACAGUCAGUAUUAUAUCUAUUAAUGUUUUUUUUUUCUAUUUAUUUAAAAUACGAAAGCUUUUUUAUUUUAAUUAUGCAUACUAUUCAUUUUUUUUAAAAAAAAAAAAAAAAGAUUUUUAAAAAAUCAUAAAAUUACAUAAUAAUGUUCACUCUUUUAAGAAUUUAUUAAUAGACUAAAUUAAUAUAUUUUACGAAAUGA
Ichthyophthirius multifiliis is the source of this 5070-nucleotide messenger RNA. RefSeq lists its product as hypothetical. The record is from RefSeq and is a predicted model, not a curated record. Lineage: Eukaryota; Ciliophora; Oligohymenophorea; Hymenostomatida. The transcript is spliced from 4 exons.